AUGAGAAAUACUGUGAAAUACUGUGAAGACAGUGAUUACAGGCAGAAAAAGAUUGAGAACAUCAGAACGAAAUACUGUGAAGACAGUGUUUACAGGCAGAAAAAGAUUGAGAACAUCAGAACGAAAUACUGUGAAGACAGUGUUUACAGGCAGAAAAAGAUUGAGAACAUCAGAACGAAAUACUGUGAAGACAGUGAUUACAGGCAGAAAAAGAUUGAGAACAUCAGAACGAAAUACUGUGACAGAAUGAGUAUAAUACAAAAAAGAGCUGAAAUGUCUGCAAAACAGAAGGACAGACAGAAAGAUAUCGAUUUCACUAUUAAUCAGUUUCAUCAAGAAGUCAGUACAGGCCCAGAAUUUGUUUGCAGUGUUUGUCAUCGUUUAUUGUUCAGAAAACAGGUUAUUGAAUGUAAAAGAGAUUGCUAUAAAAUCAGAGGUCAACAAAUUACAGAUUUGGCUGAAAGAUGUAUUACAAAAUAUUUACACAUAUGCAAUACUGAAUGUGAAAAUAGAUGCCAGUUAUCAGGUAAUCCAGCUUGUAAAUUGUGGAUUUGCUAUACAUGCCAUCGUAAAAUUCUGGGUGGAAGAUUGCCUGAAGAGAGUAUUGCCAACAACAUGCAUUUGGUGGACAUUCCAAAAGAACUAAAAGGUCUAAACUCAUUGGAGGAACAUCUUAUUGCACGCAAUAUUUCCUUUAUGAAGUUGCUUUGUCUUCCACGUGGAAAACAGAAAGGCUGUCAUGGGCCGGUUGUUUCUAUUCCUGUUAAUACUGCAGUUGUCUCAAAUAUUCUUCCACGUAAUGAAUGUGAUGAUCAAAUGAUAAAAAUAAAACUGAAACGGAAAUUGACAUAUAAAGGCCAUUAUGAAUAUAAAUAUGUCAGCACUGAUCGUGUCAGACAUGCACUGUCUUAUUUGGUGAGACAUAAUAAGUGGUAUAAUGAUGUGGAGUUUAAUGAGCAGUGGAUAAACUCUUUGAAUGCAGCUGAUGAAGUUGAGAAUUGUGAUGAUGAUUUUGAAAUGGAGGAACAAGAUGUAACAGACAAAAAUGAAGAUGAGAAAGUAGUUAAAGAUGAUCCAGAGGAAGACAUAACAUAUAUUAAAGAACAAAGUGGUCUUUUGUCAGAUACAUCGCUGCAACCUGUUGAUCUGGGUUCAGAAAUAAUUGAUCAACAUUUUCAUGAUGUGCUAAAUGUUGCACCAGGUGAAGGUAACAGUCCUAUUAGACUGCUAUCUGAUAAAUCCAAUGAGGCAAAGUGUUUCCCUGUUCUCUAUCCUACUGGUGGCCCAACAUUUCAUGAUGAAAGACAGGAAAAAAUCACAUUGUCACGAUACUUGAAUGCAAGAAUACUAAAUGCAGAUGGACGUUUUGCACAGAACACAGACUUCCUUUUUUAUGCGCAAUAUAUAUCAGAACUCGAUCAAAUUGUAUCCAAUGUCUCAAUUGCACUGAGGAAAGGCUCUGAGAAAAAUUGCUUAAAAGUAACAGCAGAUAUGCUAACAAACUCUGAUUCCUUGCAAAGAAUAUUAAAUUAUGAUGAAGGAUAUAAGUUCUUAAGACCAGUGAGAGGGACCCCUCCCUAUUGGAUGUCUACGCAAAAAGAUCUGUUUGCCCUGAUCAGACAACUAGGCAUACCGACUUUCUUUGCAUCUUUUAGUUCUGCUGAUCUGAGAUGGCCUGAAAUGAUGAAGACUUUUAUUAAGCAAGAAGGGAAACAAAUAAAUGUUGAUGAGCUUGACUGGUCUGAAAAAUGUGGACUCAUAAGACGAAAUCCUGUAACUGCAGCAAGGAUGUUUGAUCACAGAUGGCAUUGUUUUCUUAAAAAUGUCAUAAUGUCACCAGCAAAGCCUAUUGGCAAGAUAAAAGACUACUUUUAUCGUGUUGAAUUUCAACAACGUGGUUCUCCUCAUGUUCACUGUCUGUUUUGGGUGGAAAAUGCUCCGAAGCUCAAUGAUCAUGAUGCAGACAAUGAUGCUCUGGUUGCUGACUUUAUUGACACAUAUAUCACUUGUGAGAUACCACCAGAAAAUGACACUGUACUUUACGAAACAGUGAACACUGUUCAGAAGCACAGUACAAGACAUUCAAAAACAUGUCGGAAGAAAAAUACAGUUUGUAGAUUUAAUUUUCCAAGACCACCAUCUAGUCUGACUUUCAUUACAAGAGGAAACAAUGCAGAUGAGUUGAAAGGCAACAGUGAAGAUACCACAGCAAGUGCAAUUAUAAAGAAAGUAGAAAACCGCUUUAAAUUUUUGCCAUUUAUUGGGAUUAAUCAAACUAUGUUUGAAAAAGCAUACAAUGAAUGUUCUAAAAAGAAAAGUAUUGUCUUGAAAAGAAAUCCAAAAGAUGUUUGGAUAAAUCAGUAUAACAAAGAUUUACUGCGUGCUUGGCAAGGGAAUAUGGAUAUUCAGUAUGUUACAGAUGCUUUUUCUGUAGUGGUCUACAUACUUAGUUACAUUACAAAAGCUGAACAAGAAAUGGGACUUCUGCUUCAACGUGCACAAAAUGAAGCUAUGAAUGGAAAUCUUGAUGCUAAAGCAUCAUUAAAACAGUUGGGAACCAUCUAUCUGCACAACAGAGAAAUUUCUGCUCAAGAGGCAGUGUACAGGCUGACAGGCAUGCAUUUGAAGGAAUGUUCCCGUAAAGUACAAUUUAUUCCAAUAGGACAAAAUCCUAUAAAGAUGAGUUUGCCUUUGCAUAUGCUCCAAAACAAAGUGGAAAAUGACCAGUCAGAUGAUGAAAACAAUUUUUGGAUGACAAGUGUCAUUGACAGGUACAAGAACAGACCAGAGAAAGAACCUCUAGAUAAUCUGUGUCUUGCCAGUUUUUGUUCUGAGUACAGAGUUCUGACAAAAUCAGAGGUUUCCUCACAAAACAAAACAGCAGAAAAUGAAAUGAUUAAACUCAAUAACAACAAUGGCCAUGUAAAGCGGAGGACACGCACUGAACCUGCAGUAGUGAGGUAUCCAAGGUUUUCCCCCACAAAAGAUCCAGAAAAAUAUUAUCAUUCAUUGUUGCAGCUUUUCUUACCACAUUAUGAUGACUCUGAUCUGAAGCCUAGCAAGUAUGACACAGAUGAGGAGUUUUACAUCAGUGGUGUCAUAAAGAUUGGUUUUGAAGUGAAACAAGUCAAAUUAAUUGUUGAUGGCAACAGAGCAUUGUUUGAAAAGGAAAGUGAUAAAAUAGAACAAGCUAAACAGCUUUUGGAGCAGGAUAUUGAUUUAGAAGAUGCCUGGGCCCAGAUAUGUCCUGAAACCGAAAAACAGCGUGAUGAAUGCAUAGAACUGAUGAAGGAUAAAUUAUUGGUCGAUGAAGAUGACAGUCAAGAACUUAUUCCAGAUCUUAUAGCUAACCCUCAAACUGUGUGUACCAUUGAAACAAACCACACUAUGAUGCCUAGAGAUGAGGCAUUGAAUUUACUAAGAUCAUUAAACGAGGAACAAUCUGCUGUGUUCUACAAAGUGCAAAAGUGGUGUCUACAGAAAGUACUUGGACAAAACCCUGAACCAUUUCGAUUAUUUCUUACUGGUGGAGCAGGUACAGGAAAAAGUCAUCUAAUUAAAGCAAUUCAAUAUGAAUCGUGCAGACUUUUAUCUCAGCUUUCUGAUAAUCCUGAUGACAUUACUGUACUUCUGACAGCUUCAACUGGAGUUGCUAGCUUUGGCAUUGGAGGGGGAACAAUACAUAAUAAACUUGCAAUUGGUGCAAAUGUCAGACUGCCAUAUCAGCCUCUUAGCGAUGACAAAAUAAACUCAUUACGCACAAAAAAAUUUUUGGCUAAAGUUGUUCGACAACAAGAUCCAAGUUUUGCUGAAAUGUUAAAUCGGCUGAGAGUACAUAAGAAAAAGGAAUGUCUUUCAACUAAUGACAUUGCUAUGUUAAAACAAUGUGAAACUGGAGAGAAGUGUAAUGAUAUUCACAUAUUUGCUACAAAUGCUGAAGUUGAUAAAUAUAAUUUUGAAAGGCUACAUGAAUGUUGCCCAGAGGCAAUCAGUAUAAAUGCUAAAUCUUAUGUCAAAAAUUCAAAAACUGGACGAAUGGAACGUAAAGUUGGAUUUCAUACGAAAGUUUUCAACUCAUCUUUGUCUAAAUGUGUUUCCCUUGGUAUUGGAGCAAGGGUUAUGCUAAAAAAAAAUAUUGAUGUUGCUGACGGUCUGGUCAAUGGAGCGUUUGGUACAGUUGUCUACUACAUAACUGAAAGUCAAAGCAAUGAUGAUGAUUUUCCAUCAGCUAUACAUGUGGAGUUUGAUGAUCCAAAUGUCGGUAAAAUUCAGAGAUCUAAAAACCCCCAGAGAUUUUCCCAAAAUUCAACAGUAAUUGAAGUACAAGAAGAUCAAGUCACAAAUGAUGGUGGUAUAAGACGUCAGUUUCCUCUCAGAUUGGCAGGGUGCACAGUUCAUAAAGUGCAAGGACUCACAGUAGACAGAGCUGUUGUAUCACUUAAGAAAAUCUUUACAGCAGGGCAAGCAUAUGUUGCAUUGAGCCGAGUAAGAUCUCUUAGUGGAUUAAUAAUUGAGGACUUUAAAGAGUCUGCCAUAUUUUGUAAUGACAAAAUUGAGUUGGCUAUGAAAGAUAUGCCAAAAUUGUCUAUGGAAAAGGACAGUUUCACUGAAUCACUUGGUCUACAGUCAGGUAAGCUUUCUCUUACAGGUUCUUCUGGACUCUUCUCUGAAAACCUACAGUUCUGGGCCUAUGAACAGUUUGCUUCGGCCGCUGCUCAGGCCUUUCUGCUUGCAAAAACCCACAGGGCAGCAACAAGUCUUGAUGUAAAGUUCUUAGAGGACCGCUUUGCCCCACUGGUCGGACAGUGUACAUUAAUGAAGGAGAUCGGGAAGACCAUGCUCAAUCUCGUGCUGAAACUCAUUUGGCAAGGCAUCAACACAAUGAGUGAGGGACUCAACCAAUGGGACAGAAGGGUGUGCCAGACCAGGGCCUUUGAGAAAACCAAUCACCUCAUGCCUCUCACAAAUGGCUUUCACAACAUCUGCCACGAGAACAUCAGACCCAUUCCCAGGCUCCGCAAGGUGGUGGAGUGUAAACUGCUUGAUCCGUUCUCUUUCCUUCUGAGAGAUUAG
Messenger RNA from Cyprinus carpio (common carp), 5073 nucleotides. RefSeq lists its product as uncharacterized. Gene Ontology annotation, biological process: DNA repair; telomere maintenance. The transcript has 6 exons. The record is from RefSeq and is a predicted model, not a curated record. NCBI's taxonomy places the organism in Eukaryota, Metazoa, Chordata, Actinopteri, Cypriniformes, Cyprinidae. The coding region runs from base 1 to 5073 and encodes 1690 amino acids. Gene Ontology annotation, molecular function: DNA helicase activity.